This is a messenger RNA of Cololabis saira (Pacific saury), 2793 nucleotides long. RefSeq lists its product as uncharacterized. Lineage: Eukaryota; Metazoa; Chordata; Actinopteri; Beloniformes; Belonidae. Bases 1 to 2367 code for a protein of 788 amino acids. The record is from RefSeq and is a predicted model, not a curated record. The transcript has 5 exons.
AUGGUUGGGGGUCCAGGAGACCAGGGUCAGUCGUAUGUUCAUACCAGUGCCUUGUUUGUCAACCUCCUGUUCAAGAUGUGGUUGCAUUUUUUUAAACCUGACGAGUCAGCAGUUUUAUCAGCUUCAUCUUUUGUCCUCAUAAGGACAUCUGGUCACUUCAGACUCCACCUGCUGCAGGUGGACCGUUGGUGUCGGGAGGUGGGGGGGGGUGAUGGGUGGGGGGGUGGGUGCCAGUCUCAUAUAACAGGGACACGUCCUGCUGAGCUCAGAGCAUCUUCCUCUGAGAAGCUCCCAGAGUCUCCUGAUCGGACCCCAGCAGCUAGGACCCGGACCAAGACCCGGACCAGCAGCCAGAACCCGGACCAGGACCCGAACCAGCAGCCAGAACCAGGAUCAGGACCAGGACCAGGACCAGGACCAGCAGCCAGAACCAGGACCCGGACCAGGACCCGGACCAGCAGCCAGAACCCGGACCAGGACCAGGACCAGGACCAGGACCAGCAGCCAGAACCAGGACCCGGACCAGGACCCGGACCAGCAGCCAGAACCCGGACCAGGACCAGGACCAGGACCAGCAGCCAGCUCUCCGGACCAGGACCAGCAGCCAGAACCCGGACCAGGACCAGCAGCCAGAACCCGGACCAGGACCAGCAGCCAGAACCAGGACCAGGACCAGCAGCCAGAACCAGGACCAGGACCAGCAGCCAGGACCAGGACCAGGACCCAGCUCUCCGGUCUCCCUCCAGCUCUGCAGGCUCCUUCUCAUCUGCUUCAGUGAUGGCUCCUCCACAGUGGACCACCUCCGUCCUGUUGGCUUCUCUGAUCCUUGUCCUCUGGUCCGCCUCUGCGUGGUCAGAUUCCUCCACCAACCCAUCGGCUCUCACCAGGUUCAAGAGAGGUCAGAUUACACCUGCCACCAAAGCUAAAAUUGAGAAAUCCCUCGAUGUCGCGUUGAAAGCCCUGACUAUUUUCAAAGAUGAGAUGAGUAAGAUUGACCGGAACACAAUGACCACUGUGAUGAAGGCCCUAGCGGACUUUGCUGCCCUGGCACCGGGCAUCGGCAGUGCGAUCUCCGCUGUCAUCAGUCUGGUCUUACUUUUCAUACCAACUGAGGAUAAAGUGAUGAAAGAGUUUGCUAUUGUCAACAAUAAGCUGGACUCCAUCUCCAUGCAGAUCUCCCAACUUAACACUCACGUGAAGGUUUCCAGCUUCCUCGGUACCUACUCUACAAACGAAGCAACCAUCAUCAAUGCCUGGAAGGAGCUCGAAAAGCUCAACAAGAAGCCAUUGAAUGAUAAUACGCAAGGCGAGAUUAAAAAAUUUAUUAAAUACUGCAAGGACACAAAUGUCAGGAAGGAUGUUGACAACUUAUUUCACUUUCUGACAGUGGAAGGCAUAUCCAUCAGUGAAAACAUCAACACUUUGUACAAAGAGAAGUUUAAAUGUCACGUUAAGUACAUGGGUAUAUAUAGCUUGUAUUUAAAUGAUCUGAUGUUGAAAGGAAUGAUUCUGAAUCAGGCUUAUUUAAAACUGAGUCAUCAAAGCUCACCUGGUGACCACACCGAAUUGGUUAACAAGCUGAAGAAACUCUAUGAAAUUCAAAAAAAGAGAUUUCAUGAGUGCUACGACUCCUACGAGAAACAGAUGGAGACGGAUGUGGUGGAGAUUGCUAAAAGCCGCAGUCCUGAUGAUAAAAUGGGCAUCGCUAAACAGGUGCAUGCUCAUCUUGAUGAUAAGUACGACUGGUACAAUUGGCAGGUGGUGGUGUAUAACACCAAAGACGAUAAAAAACACCGGAUAUAUAACAUGAGAAAGAUUAAUGCCAACACUGUGACAGUAGCUGUGACCUACACCCUGAAGGUCAGUCCGGCUGAGGAGGAAAUUGUUGGACGAGCAAUCAGGAAAUUAUCGGCAAAAUGUGAUGUUAAGGAUGUUGAACGAUUGAAAGAUCAUUUAAUAACUCUCCCUUCUCCAGGAGUAGGUCGUUCUCAAAGAAACGUCUCUUUGUCUGAAUAUGUCAAGAUAGGAGAUGUGAUACAUAGAAAUAAAGACGUUGCAGAAUUCCCAAAGCCCUUACAUAUAAUUAAAUGUAAAAAUAAGAUGCACAAGAGUGUUGCUCUGCACGUCUCCAAGAAGCUACCGGUCUGCAAACCGAACCCAUGUAAGAACAGUGGAGUGUGCAAUAGGCUGCUGGAGUCCAACUACUUCCUGUGUGAGUGUCAGGACAGUUCCUAUGGAGACGUAUGUGAAAAGAAAGUUAACACAAACCAGAUUACUGAGAUGCUCAGGGACGUUCCCUUCACCGUCCCUGUAGGAGAACCACCAAAGGUGCCAUAUCCCCCGGGUGUAAGGAGGAGCAGAAUCUAAGUAUCUAAGCCCCGCCUUUAACCCUCCCCUAAUUUAAACUAAUACAUUUCAAAAUUAAAUACCAUAACACAUUUAAUAGUAAAACUUUUUGUCGUUAACGUUAUAUACUGGCUGCAACACUGAACAAACGGUUUAACAGUUAGUUUCUCCCUGGAGCGAGUAACAGAUGGAGGCACCACCUAUAAGCUCAUCACGUCAACAUCAGAGGACAGGUCAGGGUCAGGGACAGGUCAUGUCACAUGUUAGUUUAAAUCCCUGUUUGUGAGCAAAAGACAAGAAAAACCUCUCUGUAUGUAUUGCAAAGAAGAAAAGUUUUACUUUAAAGUUUUGUGUCUCUCAUCAAAUGUUUGGAUGAUAAAGAACGAGGCUCUGAUAUGGUUCUGGUUGGAUUACGAGUGAAUCAGUGAAUAAAAAUAAUUGAUUUAA